AUGGAUCAUCUUGUCGAUUCAGGUGGAGUAUGCAAAGCUGCUAGUGUCCAGCAGCGCGACGUUGUGUUCAGCAGCUGCGAGCAUUGCUGCCAGUGUGGCAGCAUCGUCUGCGACGCUGUUGCUGCUGCCAGUCAGCAACGUUUGGCUGAGUCGGUGGAUGACGAAAUUACAAGAACACGAGAACUAGCAGGGUGGUUUGCGUUACAUCUGGUGGUACAACUGUUCCUUUGGAGCUGUGAUGUGUACGUUACAUUGACAACUUCAGCUGAUCAAGUCACAGAGGAGCUGCAUCCACAGAGUAAACAUCAUGCUAGGCUUCAUUUGUGUUGGACAGUUCUACAAUUUACUUAUGUUUUGAAGGCUGGAUAUUCUGUAAUAUUUCUCUAUCGGAGGGGAACCUUCCAGCCAUAUUGUAGGUCUCUUCAGGAUGAUCCAUUGCUUGAAUGUUUUGACAUUACCAAUGAAUCUAAUAUUGGAGAUUCUACAGUUGAUUGCAUUAUCAAUGAGGAGCCUCGGAUCAAGUGCUAUGUUCUAUCUUGCAGCUGCAGUUUCUGA
This is a messenger RNA of Fraxinus pennsylvanica, 555 nucleotides long. Lineage: Eukaryota; Viridiplantae; Streptophyta; Magnoliopsida; Lamiales; Oleaceae. The record is from the annotation of a GenBank genome assembly.